AGAGGAUCGCAUAGUUUCCACCACCAUCACGAAUAGUUUGAGAAUUCGGAAGCUUGGAUUGAUUUGGGAUAUAAGGGUUUUCGUUCUCUGAGGAAGACUUCGAGGGACUUACAGUGAUUUGCCAAUGACGUUGCCUCCAGGACUUUACUCCGGCACCAGCUCCCUUGCUCUCGUGGCUCGUGCUUCGGCUUUUGGCAUGGGUCUCGUCUACGGGAAUAUGAAGCUCAAGGUCUUGAAGAUAAAAACGAAGUCACAAAAGAAGGUUGAAGCCAGUGCUCAUCAUUAAACCAAUUCCUCUCUCUUUACAAUAAGAAGCCAAAAGCUGGGGGGUGAUGUCUCCCCGGUUAGCAAUUUUUUUGUUCUCGCUCAUGAUUCAUCUUUUAGAUUAACAAACAAGUAACAAUUGUGUGAUUACAAAUUAUCAUAUACGGUUUUGAGACCUUUUCGGAGCCAAAGUUGCCACUCGUUUUGUUGGUCUAAAUAUCAGCCGUAGAAAAGGAUCAAAGAUGCAAUAAAUUGGCACCUCCAAGCA
Molecule: messenger RNA, 532 nt
Organism: Eutrema salsugineum
Lineage: Eukaryota; Viridiplantae; Streptophyta; Magnoliopsida; Brassicales; Brassicaceae
Exons: 3
Coding region: 125-286 (53 amino acids)
Source: RefSeq, a predicted model, not a curated record